CAAUCAUCGACGGGCCUCUUUUUAACUUCCGUAUCUGCGAGGCAGCACGUAUUGUUGCGAGUAUCAACAUUAAGCCAUGGCUCCAUCACGGAAGAACAAGGUUGCUAAGGAAGAGGUGCAGGUUUCGCUCGGACCGCAGGUGCGCGAUGGCGAGGUUGUCUUCGGAGUAGCGCACAUCUACGCCAGCUUCAACGAUACUUUCGUGCACGUCACAGAUUUGUCCGGCAAGGAAACCAUUUCCCGCGUCACCGGAGGUAUGAAGGUGAAGGCCGAUCGUGACGAGGCAUCACCUUAUGCUGCUAUGUUGGCCGCUCAGGAUGUGGCGGAGAAGUGCAAGUCGCUCGGUAUCACCGCGUUGCACAUCAAGCUGCGUGCCACUGGUGGUAACCGCACCAAAACUCCUGGACCAGGUGCCCAGUCCGCCCUACGUGCGCUCGCCCGUUCAUCGAUGAAGAUUGGCCGUAUUGAGGAUGUUACGCCAAUUCCGUCUGAUUCCACUCGCAGGAAGGGUGGCCGUCGCGGUCGUCGUCUGUAAUCGUGCUUUCCAUGGAGAUGGUGGUGUGUUGUUUAUGUGAAAGUUCAAUUUUCUUGUACUGCCUGCGAUUGCUUUGAGUAUGUCGCGGCCUCCCACAAUAUUUUUGAAUUAUUUCUAUUUUGAUUAUUAAAAUGAUAAUGAUUGUUUCAAACAUUUUUUUUAUAAUCAUUUAUCAGACAAAUGAUGAAGAAAUAAAUUGCUACUGGCAUGUAUGAACACACACAA
Anopheles coustani is the source of this 760-nucleotide messenger RNA. Its product is annotated as small ribosomal subunit protein uS11B. Gene Ontology annotation, molecular function: mRNA 5'-UTR binding; structural constituent of ribosome; small ribosomal subunit rRNA binding. Gene Ontology annotation, biological process: maturation of SSU-rRNA from tricistronic rRNA transcript (SSU-rRNA, 5.8S rRNA, LSU-rRNA); ribosomal small subunit assembly; translation. Lineage: Eukaryota; Metazoa; Arthropoda; Insecta; Diptera; Culicidae. The transcript has 3 exons. Bases 77 to 535 code for a protein of 152 amino acids. The record is from RefSeq and is a predicted model, not a curated record. Gene Ontology annotation, cellular component: ribosome; cytosolic small ribosomal subunit.